Molecule: messenger RNA, 315 nt
Organism: Psylliodes chrysocephalus
Lineage: Eukaryota; Metazoa; Arthropoda; Insecta; Coleoptera; Chrysomelidae
Source: the annotation of a GenBank genome assembly
AUGGAUAUCGUGGCUCCAGAAUCUAUAAGGCCACAUUUAAAAGCUUCUACUAGAAAACAUAUUUUGAAAAGGAAAAAGAUUGGGUCUACUAUAUUAAUAGAAUCGCCAGUAAUUCUAGAAAAGCAGCGACCUGAGGAAGAUAAACGAAUGAAAGAGGCCAAAAAAGCGCAUACAGCUUCAAAAGUGAAGGCCGUACAGGUUGUUACGAAUAAUCUAUUUGCAGAUUCCACUGACACCCAUGUAUCAAUGGAAAAUCUGUGUGAUGACGAAUCUGAAGUUUCAGAUGAAUUCCCUGAAAGUGUGGUCCUGAAAUAA